This is a messenger RNA of Anoplopoma fimbria (sablefish), 3398 nucleotides long. Its product is annotated as MARVEL domain-containing protein 2-like. The record is from RefSeq and is a predicted model, not a curated record. Lineage: Eukaryota; Metazoa; Chordata; Actinopteri; Perciformes; Anoplopomatidae. Gene Ontology annotation, biological process: bicellular tight junction assembly. The transcript has 16 exons. Gene Ontology annotation, cellular component: apical plasma membrane; cytoplasmic vesicle; bicellular tight junction. Bases 84 to 3347 code for a protein of 1087 amino acids.
GUGGGAAGUCAGACGUGAGAGGAGACAGUGAACGCCUCGCGAGACUGGUCAGACUGGACAGCGAGCACAGAGUCCAGGUCCCAAUGUCUUCAGGAGGGGUUAACUCUGGAACUAGGUUCGACCGGGUGCGAGAGAUCCCACACUAUGACCAGGUCCCUGUGGGCUCCUUAUGGCAGGACCUGGAUUUUCCUAAGCCCCCGGAUCCCAUGCAUGAAAUAGCGCCGGCUGUGAGCUUGAACCCCCUUCCUCCUCCCCCAUUACCUGAACAGCCUGCUGUUGGGCCUGAAUCCUUGUACCCCCCCAGCAAUGCUGAGCCAAUGGAAGAUGACUGUGAAGUCAUGGACAUUAAACCAGUCCACCGCUUCAUCCCUGCCUCUGUCAAGAACUUCUUCCGUGGCAAUAGCGGUAAACGUGGCAGCAAUGGUUGGGCUAUUCCCCCCCCUCCUCCACCACCGUUACCCGCCCCAUACUCCUCAUUCAGUAAGAGCGCCAGCUGCCACACCACGUCAGGAGUCCCCUGCUCACCCCCCAACUCCGCCCCUCCAUCUCCGUCCCUGCUAGGGUCCUAUCGCGACCCCUACGGCGGCUCUGGGGGCAGCUACACCUCUCAGAGGGAGCGAGAUGGGCUGCUGCUAGGUAGUGAAGCCCUCGAUUCUGCAUCAGCAGUGCCCACCAAUCUCUCGGCCCUGACCUACCAGGAGCAGGUGCAGGAGUACCACCAGCGCUACGCCUACAUGAAGUCCUGGGCUGGCCUGCUAAGGAUCCUGGGCUGUGUGGAGCUGCUGAUGGGAGCUGCUGUGUUUGCCUGCGUCUGUGCUUAUGUUCAUAAGGACAACGAGUGGUUCAAUAUGUAUGGAUACUCCCAGCCACAGCUGUUUGGGGGGCUCGGUGGAGGUGCUGGUGGAUACGGGGGCAGUUACUACACAGGCCCCAAGACACCUUUUGUCCUUGUGGUGGCUGGUCUUGCAUGGAUAGUGACUGUUAUUCUGGUCGUUCUUGGCAUGAGCUUAUACUACAGAGCCAUCCUUCUAGACUCUUCUUGGUGGCCGCUGACAGAGUGUUCCAUCAACCUGGUCUUGGCGGUGCUCUAUUUAGCAGCAGGGGUAGUGUAUGUGAGGGACACCACACGAGGGGGGCUAUGUAACGUACCGGUCUUCAAUAACGGAGUAAAUGGUGCAUUUUGUCGCACCGAGGCUGGCCAGACAGCAGCCAUCGUCUUCCUCUUCAUCACCAUGGUGAUCUACUUCAUUAGUGCAGGAGUGUGUCUGAGGCUGUGGAGGCAUGAAGCAGCAAGGAUGAAGAAGGAGGGGCUGGCUCUUGAGAUGAAAACUAUUGGAUCAUCAGUCCCUCUGUCUAUACUGGGUCCAGGCUCAAGGGUGUCAGAGCAGACUCCUCUCCCGACUAUCCAGCCAGACAUCAUGGACUCUACUAACAACCGUGCAGCUGCUCCUAUGAUGGCGUUGGAGCCAGAGAUUCUCAGAGGUCACAUACCAGCUGGACACAUCCCCAAACCUGUCAUUAUAGCCGACUAUGUGGCGAAGUACCCCAGCAUACGCUCAGAGGAGGAGAGGGACCAGUACAAGGCUGUGUUCAAUGACCAGUAUGCUGAGUACAAGGAGCUGCAUGCGGAGGUUCAGGCCAUGGCCAAGAAGUUUGAAGAGAUGGACGAAAUGAUGGAGAACCUUCCCUCCCGGCCUUCAAGCCAAAUGGAAAAGGAGCGGAUCAGCGGCAUUUUAAUAGACUAUCAAAGGAAAAAAGCUGAUCCAACGUUUUUGGAAAAAAGGGACAGGUGUGAGUACCUAAAGAACAAACUCUCUCAUAUCAAACAGAAGAUUCAGGAGUACAACAAGGUCAUGGACUCAGACAAAAGAUACGAGCAGGGUGAGCUCCAGUUGGAUUUCAGUAUGCCGAUCAACAAACACAAGCCCACACUGCACAAGCCAAGUGGCAGCAAACACCAUAGCAGCAGACACAGGCACAAUGAGCUCAUGUCCAACCCAGCCUUUUCCUACUACCCAGGAGAUAAGAUGCUUCACUUCUACCGCUGGACUUCACCACCUGGAGUAAUGAAGAUAAUGUGUAUCAUCAUCAUCAUCAUGUGUGUGGCUAUGUUUGCCUGUGUUGCCUCCACACUGGCCUGGGACUACGACAUGAGCGCCAUGGGUAUGGGAGGUGGUGUUGGCUUGCCAGGUUUAGGCGGCUCAUACGGUGGCUCAUACGGUGGCUCAUACGGUGGCUCUUAUGGCGGCAGUUACGGCAGCUCAUAUGGAGGUGGCACUGGUGGCUCCAAUGGCUAUGGAGGAACAGGAAUGAGUCCUGCAGCUGGCAAAGGCUUCAUCAUUGCCAUCUCUGCCAUAACCUUCAUAGCUGUGCUCAUCAUAUUUGUGUUGGUUGUUUCGAGGCAAAAUGCUGCCCGCUCAUCAAAGUUCUACCUAGCAACCAUCAUCAUCUGUGCCAUCUUGGCAUUUCUAAUGAUCAUCGCCACUAUCGUGUACCUGGUGUCGGUGAACCCAACAGCCCAGUCCACAGGGUCUGUCUACUAUAGCCAGGUCCAGCAACUGUGUUCCCAGUAUCAGACCCAGAGCCAGGCCCAAGGCAUCUUCCUCAACCAGUACCUCUACCAUUACUGUGUGGUAGAGCCCCAAGAGGCCAUAGCUAUCGUCUUGGGCUUCCUGGUGUUUGUUGCCCUCAUCAUCCUGCUGGUGUUUGCAGUCAAGACUCGCACAAAGAUCAGGCACUGGGGCCGAGAUCGCAUACUCUGGGAGGAAGUGAAGGUUGUCAAUAAUGGUCUCCACAACAGCGUCGGGGAGUGGGUGAACAAUGUGUCUGGUGACCCAGAGGUGCUAGUGAAUGACCAUAAUAACAAAGUGAGAGGGUCCAGAGACUACGUGGACCAGCUGGACCACAGCAAGCCUCUCUACCUGCCAGGAGACUCGGACAUCAGCAGUUCUGUGGUAGGUCUGAAGCCCAGGCUGAAGGACUAUGACACUGGUGUGGAGUCUGGAGAUGACCUGGAGGAGGAAGACUUUUAUGUUUUGUUUCCUUCCAUUGUGGAUGAGCAAGAGCGUCUGAACUACAAACGUGAAUUUGACCAGGAACACCAGGAGUAUAAGAGCCUGCAGGCUGAGCUCGACAGCAUAAACCAGGACCUGGUUGACCUUGACAGAGAACUGGACCAGCACCCUCAGGGCAGUCCACAGUUCCUGGAUGCCAUGGACAAAUACACCAGACUGAAGAAUCUCAAGAAGUCCCCAGACUACCAGGUCAAGAAGAAGAGGUGUAAAUAUCUCAGGUCCAAACUGUCACACAUCAAAAGAAAGAUCAGCGAUUACGAUCGCCGGCCAUGAACCUCCACCUCUGACCCCAUUGUUUAAGGAAAGACACCAAUUUGCAAUCUA